AUCCCGUUUCCCUCCAGCAACCCGAGUUGCCUGUGAGCUGGUUCUUCUCCACAGUAAAAGAUGUCCUUUAGCUCGUUUCUCAUCGUCACAGACGCGGGAUCUUUCUCAGGAUGUCUGGAAUGGGUGUGAGAUGAAGCAGUAAAGUACGGAGACAUGGCUUCAGGCAGGGACAGGAGAUCUCUAAGAAAGAUGUUUCCUCAGUCCACCAAAUCCAUCGUCUUCGACAGCUUUCCCGAUCCGUCAGACACCUGGGAGAUCGUGGAGACGAUCGGAAAAGGAACCUAUGGCAAAGUGUACAAAGUGCUGCAGAAGAGCAACGGUAGUGAGGCAGCCGUCAAAGUGCUGGAUCCAGUUCAUGAUAUCGAUGAGGAGAUCGAGGCAGAGUACAACAUCCUGAACGCCCUCUCUGAUCAUCCCAAUGUGGUGAAGUUCUUUGGCAUGUUCUACAAAAAGGAUCCAAAAUGUGGGGACCAGCUGUGGUUAGUGCUGGAGCUGUGUAACGGCGGCUCGGUGACGGACCUGUCCAAGGGAAUGCUGAAAAGAGGAGAGCGGAUGGACGAAGCCAUCAUCGCGUAUAUCUUACACGGGGCUCUCAUGGGCCUGCAUCAUUUGCACGAGCACAAAACCAUCCAUCGAGACGUCAAAGGGAACAACAUCCUUCUGACCACUCAGGGGGGAAUUAAGCUGGUCGACUUCGGCGUAUCAGCUCAGCUAACCAACACCCGUCUCCGGAGGAACACCUCCGUCGGAACGCCGUUCUGGAUGGCUCCUGAGGUCAUAGCAUGUGAGCAGCAGCUGGAUUCGACGUACGAUGCUCGCUGUGAUGUCUGGUCACUCGGUAUCACCGCCAUCGAACUGGGAGAUGGAGACCCACCCCUGUCGGACCUCCACCCCAUGAGAGCUCUCUUUAAAAUCCCAAGGUGA
This is a messenger RNA of Silurus meridionalis, 924 nucleotides long. RefSeq names its product myosin-IIIa-like. The coding region runs from base 154 to 924 and encodes 256 amino acids. Gene Ontology annotation, biological process: protein phosphorylation. The record is from RefSeq and is a predicted model, not a curated record. Lineage: Eukaryota; Metazoa; Chordata; Actinopteri; Siluriformes; Siluridae. The transcript has 7 exons. Gene Ontology annotation, molecular function: ATP binding; protein kinase activity.